This is a messenger RNA of Gadus morhua (Atlantic cod), 4904 nucleotides long. It is a transcript of the gene ern1, whose product is annotated as endoplasmic reticulum to nucleus signaling 1. Gene Ontology annotation, cellular component: IRE1-TRAF2-ASK1 complex. Gene Ontology annotation, molecular function: RNA endonuclease activity; protein serine/threonine kinase activity; ATP binding. The record is from RefSeq and is a predicted model, not a curated record. NCBI's taxonomy places the organism in Eukaryota, Metazoa, Chordata, Actinopteri, Gadiformes, Gadidae. The transcript has 22 exons. Gene Ontology annotation, biological process: intrinsic apoptotic signaling pathway in response to endoplasmic reticulum stress; IRE1-mediated unfolded protein response; mRNA processing. The coding region runs from base 226 to 3882 and encodes 1218 amino acids.
UUGAUCCCAAAGUCCAACCCUCACAUCAGUCGUUUCAGGAAGAAGCAAAGAAAGCAGUUUUUCUAACCACCUUAUAACUGAGAUACAUCAGACUAAAUGUUUUUAUAUCGCACUAGCGUUUUAUGUGUUGCGUUUGGUUGUAUCCAGUUGGCCUUUUCUAUGAAGCCCACGGGAACCCUCGUAGCUGAAACCCCACUCUAGAAGCCGGUGUUGGUGACUCAAAAGAUGGACUGGACAGUUAGCAGUCGGGCCCUUGUGUGGUACAUUAUCGCAUCGCUUUACCUACUACUGGUGGGUUUCUGCGCUGCGAGCACCGUGUCCCUGACUGAAAGCCUGCUCUUUGUGUCCACACUGGACGGAGACCUGCACGCCGUCAGCAAGAGAUCGGGUUCUAUCAAGUGGACUCUGAAAGAAGAUCCUGUUCUUCAGGUCCCCACACACGUCGCAGAGCCAGCCUUCUUGCCAGACCCCAACGAUGGCAGCCUGUACUCUCUCGGAGGCAAGAACAGCGAGGGCCUCACAAAACUACCGUUCACCAUCCCCGAGCUGGUCCAGGCCUCUCCCUGCAGGAGCUCAGAUGGCGUCCUCUACAUGGGUAAGAAACAGGACCUGUGGUAUGUGGUGGACCUGCUUACCGGUGAGAAGCAGCAGACACUGACCUCCUCCUUUGCCGAGAUGCUCUGUCCCUCCUCCUCACUCCUGUACCUGGGACGUACAGAGUACACCAUCACCAUGUACGACACAAAAAGCAGGGAGGUGCGGUGGAACGCCACCUACUCGGACUACGCCUCCACCCUGCCUGACGACGACACCAAAUACAAAAUGGCUCACUUCGUGUCCAACGGCGAUGGCCUUGUGGUGACGGUGGACAGCGAGUCGGGCAACGUCCACUGGUUCGAGAACUACAACUCGCCUGUGGUGGCCAUGUACAUCUGGCAGAGGGAGGGCCUGCGAAAGGUGCCCCUCACCAACGUGGCGGCUGAGACCCUGCGCUAUCUCACCUUCAUGUCCGGGGAGGUGGGCCGCAUCACCCAGUGGAAGUACCCCUUCCCCAAGGAGAAGAAGGCCAAGAACAAGCUAGUGCCAACUUUGUACGUGGGAAAAUACUCAUCCAGUCUGUACGCCUCUCCCUCGUUGGUGCAUGAUGGAGUCACUGUUGUGCCCCGGGGCAGCACCCUCCCCAUGCUGGAGGGUCCUGGCAGCCAGGACAGCGAGGAGUGUGUAAUCACCCCCACCACCAGCAUCAAGUUCAACGCCGGCCUCCGCAAGCGCCACCACAUGAACUUCAUGAGGAACUACCUGCUGCUCAUCGGUCACCACGAGACCCCCCCCGAGGCCCCCACCAAGAUCCUGGAGAGGUUCCCCAAAAACCUGCCUCGCCAUCAGGGCAACAUCAUCCCCCCCUCCACCGACAAGACCAUGGAGGAGAAGGUAAACGAGAGCAAGAUGGACGCCAGCCUCCCUCCCGACAGGCCCCAGACCUCCAUCCAGGAGCAGGCCUCCAGCGGGCGGGCCGCCAGACCCGAGGCCCCGGUGGACUCCAUGCUCAAGGACCUGGCCACCAUCAUCUUCUCCACUUUCCUGCUGGCUGGCUGGGUGGCCUUCGUCAUCACCUACCCCAAGAGUGUUCACAAGCAGCAGCAGCUGCAGCACCAGGAGUUCCAGAGGCAGAUGGAGGAGAGGCUGGAGCUGCUGCAGCGCCAGCAGCCCUUCCCCCCCCUGGGCGACCUGGGCAUGGGCCUGAGCCUCACCCCGGACAGCGACUACCUGGAGGUGGCCCGCACACGCUCCGAGAGCUCGGACCACAGCAGCCCCAAUAUCACCCCGCGAGCCUCAAACCACUCCAACAUGUCGGUGUCGGAGCUAGGCAGCUCGGCCAACGAGCACGACGAAGGAGAUGAGGAGUCGAGCACAGUCAGAAUCGGGAAAAUCACCUUCCGCCCCAGGAACGUCCUGGGCCACGGUGCUGAAGGAACCAUAGUCUACAAGGGUCAGUUUGACAACCGGCAGGUAGCGGUAAAGAGGAUCCUCCCAGAAUGCUUCAGCUUCGCAGACCGGGAGGUGCAGCUCCUGCGGGAGUCGGACGAGCACCCCAACGUCAUCCGCUACUUCUGCACCGAGCGGGACCGGCAGUUCCAGUACAUCGCCAUCGAGCUGUGCGCCGCGUCGCUGCAAGAGUAUGUGGAGACGGUGGAUUUUGACCGCGGUGGACUGGAACCCGUCGCCCUACUUCAGCAGACCAUGUCAGGCCUGGCUCACCUGCACUCUCUCAACAUAGUGCACCGGGACCUGAAGCCCCACAACAUCCUGGUGUCCAUGCCCAAUGCCCACGGCCGGGUGCGGGCCAUGAUCUCUGACUUUGGCCUUUGCAAGAAGCUGGCGGUGGGCCGCCACAGCUUCAGCAGGAGGUCCGGGGUGCCCGGCACCGAGGGCUGGAUCGCCCCCGAGGUGCUCAGCGAGGACUGCAAGGACAACCCGACCUGCACUGUGGACAUCUUCUCCGCCGGCUGUGUCUUCUACUACGUGGUGGCCCAGGGCAGCCACCCCUUCGGCAAGUCCCUGCAGAGGCAGGCCAACAUCCUCCUGGGAGCCUACAGUCUGGACAAACUGCUGCCCGACAGACACGAGGACAUUGUGGCCAGAGACAUCAUAGAGCAGAUGUUGAGCACGGAGCCCCAGGAGAGGCCCGCUGCUGAGAGUGUCCUCAAACACCCCUUCUUCUGGAGUCUGGAGCGGGAGCUGCACUUCUUCCAGGACGUCAGUGACCGAAUAGAAAAGGAGCCGCUGGAUGGACCAAUCGUGAGACAGCUAGAGCGAGGGGGGCGGGCUGUUGUCAAGUGUGAUUGGAGAGAACACAUUACAGUGCCUCUGCAAACAGAUCUGCGCAAAUUCCGCUCCUAUAAGGGUGGCUCGGUCCGAGAUCUGCUCAGGGCGAUGAGAAACAAGAAGCACCACUACAGAGAGCUGCCGCUGGAUGUGCAGGAGACCCUGGGCACCAUCCCUGAUGACUUUGUCUCCUACUUCACGUCCCGCUUCCCUCACUUGCUGAAGCACACCUACCUGGCCAUGCGCACCUGUGCUCACGAGAGGCCCUUCCUGCCCUACUACCCCAGCGUGGAGGAGCUGGCACGGACACACCGAGCCCCACAGAGACAAGAUGAGCCAAUCAAACGACGGCUAUCAAAAAUAAAGGGCCUCUCAAACACACAAGGCCUCUCAAACACACAAGGCCUCCCAAACACGGAAGGCCUCCCAAACACGGAAGGCCUCCCAAACACGGAAGGCCUCCCAAACACGGAAGGCCUCUCAAACACACAAGGCCUCUCAAACACGGAAGGCCUCUCAAACACGGAAGGCCUCUCAAACACGGAAGGCCUCUCAAACACGGAAGGCCUCUCAAACACGGAAGGCCUCUCAAACACACAAGGCCUCCCAAACACUGAAGGCCUCUCAAACACACAAGGCCUCUCAAACACGGAAGGCCUCUCAAACACGGAAGGCCUCUCAAACACGGAAGGCCUCCCAAACACGGAAGGCCUUUCAAACACACAAGGCCUCUCAAACACACAAGGCAUGCCAAAUACACAAUGCCUCUCAAAUACACAAGCAUCGCCAACACAACACCCCCCACCACAGACAUUACCGUCCGUCACACAAGCGGUCGGCGAAACGCUGACGCCACAAACUCCGCCCACAACGGAACCCACAAAGCCAGUGCCCGUCCCUGAUGCAGUAAGCCAGACAACAGUGCCAAACACACAGCCCGAGGAGGAGCCGGCAUGUUCUUCAGCGUUGACGCGCCACAAGGCCCUCCUGCCCAUUACGGUGGUCCCAGCUCAGGCGGCCCCCCCCAGCGCUCAACUCCAGGGGGCUGUCCUCUGAGGGAACGGACUCCUCCUGGAGCAGAGAGGCCGAAACUCAGCCAAACGCCCAUCCCCUACCUUCCCCCUGCACGGGACAGCCUGCCUGAGGGAACUAAACCCGGGGAUCGAGGGGUUGAUUCAGCAGGAUGAGGGAGGUUGAAUCGAUGAGUGGACACCUUCUGGGGCUCUGCUGCUGUCACUGCUGCCUUGAGCUGGGGAGGAACAGGCCUGCAGUGCCUGGAUUUCACCACCACGGGAUGCAGAGCAGCAGCAGCCCGAAAUUAAGUGCCUUCUGCUUGUUAGUCCGGGUUGCAUAGCGGACCCAAACGGAUCCUCCCACACACCCACACUUGCACACGCUGUUCUUCUGGUCGGGCUUGCAUGUCCAGAGGCAUUAACGUUUAUGCUGUCCGACGCCUUUACUUUACCGAGGCAACUUCAACACGAACAGUGUUAUUUUCCCCCCCAAAAUAAAUACCUGGCUUGUAUUGUAAGGGGCAAAAUCACUGUGUUGCUAUUGGAUGUUUUAUUGUGCAAUGUUGUUCUUGUCGUUGUUGUUGUACUCAGUGAGUCUGUUCACUGCAGGGAUGUGUAUUUUUUCUAUGGAGGGAUUGAGAGUCGGGAUUGAUCGGUGAUAAUCAAGUAAUUUUGACGCGGCCACCGUGCCUUGGGAUUAACACUGUGCUGUGAGGGGUACGUGUUUCUGAAGUGAAUUAUGCUCCGUACCGCUUUUUUCAUUGCUGCUGCUCUCGUAUUUUUCAGUUUUUAUUUUUCCUUCUCUAAAUCAAGCUCAAAUCAAAGCUUUUUGUACUGGCUUCUCGGCGGGAGAGAAUUUUAUUCCAAAGGGUGUUCAGACGUACAGUCUGAAUCCAGCAGUUGGUUUUAAAUCCUUUCGUCUUUGAUGUGGCAUCCACGUGAACCAGAGUACAAAGACAAACGCUUUGAAGCAGUCUUUAUUAAAAAAAUAGCGUUGACUUCUUACGCAUGUCGUCUAAUUUAACUUGAAAUCUCAUAUUAAACUUUUUUUAAUUAUAUUUUAAA